Messenger RNA from Rubroshorea leprosula, 1611 nucleotides. Lineage: Eukaryota; Viridiplantae; Streptophyta; Magnoliopsida; Malvales; Dipterocarpaceae. The record is from the annotation of a GenBank genome assembly.
CCAUCGGAGUAUGAAGUGGGAAAACAUGAGAGACAAAUUCGCCUACAAAUUUAUUCAGUAGUCACGACUCACGACAGUCUCGCACGCGUUGCUGGACCAUAGGCGAGAACGCUUCAUUCAACCUUCCUCAUACCAAUUCACAAAGAAAUCCUGCUCCAAGAACAGUUUUGGCUUGUCGAACUAUGUGAUCUGGAGGAUUUAGAGUAAAUCAUCACAGAGAAGUAUGAGCUGCAACUGUUUUGGUGUUUCAUUUGCUAACCGGAAACGGAGUGCUCCGCAGCAUGCCAGUGGACUAGACGAGGAAAUACUUCGGAACAUCAACCUUUUCACCUACAAGGAAUUAAGAUCAGCUACAGAUAAUUUUGAUUUAAGCAAUAAGAUAGGGCGAGGAGGUUUUGGAACUGUUUACAAGGGAAUUCUAAAAAAUAAAAUUCAAGUUGCAGUGAAGAAACUUUCUGCUGAGUCAAAGCAGGGAGUACGUGAAUUUUUGACAGAGAUCAAAACCAUAUCAAAUGUAAAGCAUCCAAAUCUGGUUGAACUGAUUGGUUGCUGUAUCGAGGAGGCUCACCGGAUAUUGGUAUAUGAAUAUGUAGAAAACAACAGUCUUGAUCGAGCAUUGUUAGGUAACAGGAGUACAGAUAUCAACCUGGACUGGGGAAAAAGAUCAGCUAUUUGCAAGGGUAUUGCUAGGGGUCUUGCAUUCCUUCAUGAAGAACUUGUGCCACAUAUUGUACAUAGAGACAUAAAAGCUAGUAACAUACUUCUUGACAAAGAGUUUAACCCAAAAAUUGGAGAUUUUGGGUUGGCCAAGCUCUUCCCGGAUGACAUCACACACAUUAGCACCAGAAUAGCAGGAACAACUGGUUAUUUGGCUCCAGAAUAUGCAUUGGGUGGUCAGUUAACCAUGAAGGCUGAUGUUUACAGUUUUGGUGUCCUUAUACUUGAAAUAAUUAGUGGCAGAAGCAGCUCAAUAGCAAACAGGGGAGGCACGGAGAAGUAUUUUCUGGAAUGGGCAUGGGAGCUCCAUGAAGAGGGGAAACUUGUGGAGCUAGUGGAUCCGGCUCUUGGAGAAUAUUCAGAGGAAGAAGUUACUAGGUAUAUAAAAGUAGCCUUUUUCUGUACCCAAGCAGCGGCAAAUCGAAGGCCUCUAAUGAACCAGGUUGUUGAUAUGCUUUCCAAAAAUAUUAAGCUCAACGAAAAGGUACUCACAGCUCCAGGUUUCUUUAAUGACGGAGCAUCAUCUUCCAAGAAGAAGUCAUCUACUGAAUCUACUAGCUACGAGAUUAGCUCUGUUCCUACCACAAUCACGCAGGUGACUCCUAGAUGAAGUCUGAUCUUUCUAUUGAGCCCAGAGGAUAAUGGAUGGUAUUAGUAGGUUCGUUCAGUUGGUACUUGGUUCAAAUCAUUUAAUUUUCACAAUUCAUUCAAGUUACCCUUAAAACCUUUUAGGGUGAUGUUAUGUGAUUAAUAAGAACUGGUUUAAGGAAAUUUUGAUUUCUUUUAAUUUGCAAAUGUUUAACCACUUUGUAAAUAAUCAGUUUUCCAUCUAGAUUGCACCAAUUGUAAAAGAGGAUUAUUGAAUGGGGAAGAACCCCUUAAUAUUAGAGCUCA